GCGGCGGCCACGGUUAGGAGAGCAGCGAAUAGAACCAACUUCAUCAUCUUGGCCUGAAAAGAGAUGUAGUCUGCGGACUUUAGGAGAAGGACUCGGAUCUUGACGGACGACGUAGUCUGUCAAAACUUAACCAAGGCAGCUAUUUUAUAACGUGAGAGCACUGGAGCUAUCUUGAUGGAGGGGUGUAUCGUUAAAUAACGCCUAAGCCAAAGUAAAGCAAAGGACGCAUUGAAUCAGCUAAUGCAUGUCGGUAUAAAAAGAUUGACUUGGUCCAGUUUUGACAGACUUCGACUUCAACCAAGCUCCAAGUCACAUUUCAACAGUAGGCAGACGACAGUUCUUUCCGCCAAGAUGAUGAAGCUGAUUCUACUCGCUGCUCUCGUGGCCGUGACAGCCGCCAAUUGGUGGGACUCUGGGAGUAAAAGGACUCACUAUGGAUAUCAACCCGGCGGAUAUGGAAAUGGCUACAGCAGCUACAUGAAUUAUGACCAUGGGUACGGAUAUGGCGGCUAUGGAUACAAAGGUGCUGGAUACGGAAAGCCUCAAUACGGAGGAAAGAAGGGAUCAUAUACCCCAUGGCAAUAUUAGUGAAACAGAUGCUGCGGAUAACCUUUAUUCUGCAGUGUGCACAGCCGGAUAUGACGACAUCCACCACGUGACCCAUACCAAACAGAUCCUUGCUCAUAUCAUUCUAAAUAUCUUUACUGCUUUUGCCCAUAAAUAGACCGGUGCAAUUUGGAAACAUAUUCUGUAUUACAUGUAUGAAAUUUUUCAACGCUUAUGCAAUAAAAUAUGUGAUGAAGAUGUCA
Molecule: messenger RNA, 809 nt
Organism: Lingula anatina
Lineage: Eukaryota; Metazoa; Brachiopoda; Lingulata; Lingulida; Lingulidae
Source: RefSeq, a predicted model, not a curated record